AUUCACAGGUAUGGAAACUUGUUCAAAUCACAUAUACUUGGAUGUCCGACUGUAGUCUGCAUGGAUCUGGAGAUCAACAGAUACAUCCUAAUGAAUGAAAGCAAAGGACUUGUACCUGGAUACCCAAAAUCUAUGCUGGAUAUUUUAGGGGAAUGUAACAUUGCUGCUGUUACUGGUCCUCUUCACAAGUCUAUGAGGAAUGCCAUGCUUGGUCUCAUCAAUCCUUCCAUGCUGAGAGAACACCUUCUUCCUAUAAUUGAUGAAUUCAUGAGGUCACAUCUUAGUAAUUGGAAUGAUAAAGUUAUUGAUAUCCAGGAGAAAACAAAAGAGAUGGCACUGUACUCAGCUCUGAAACAGAUUGCUGGCAUUGAAAAUGGACUCGUUUCUGAAGCCCUCAAAAUUGAGGUAUUUCAGCUUGUUCUGGGAACUCUAUCAUUGCCCAUCAAUCUUCCUGGAACAAAUUAUCGGCGCGCUUUUCAGGCAAGAAGGAAGAUUGUUGAAAUUUUAAAGGAGAUAAUUGCCAAGAGGAUGACUUCUGAGUGCUCCCAGAUUGACAUGCUUGAUCUUCUACUCAAGAGUGAUGAUAGUAUGAAAUCUAAACUUACUGAAGAACAAAUCAUAGAUUUAAUCAUUGCUCUUAUUUAUUCGGGCUAUGAAACGGUCUCUACAACUACGAUGAUGGCUGUCAAAUUCCUCCAUGACCACCCAAAAGCUCUUCAAGAACUCCGAGUAAGAAGUUUA
Molecule: messenger RNA, 741 nt
Organism: Phalaenopsis equestris
Lineage: Eukaryota; Viridiplantae; Streptophyta; Magnoliopsida; Asparagales; Orchidaceae
Product: cytochrome P450 85A1-like
Exons: 3
Biological process (GO): sterol metabolic process
Molecular function (GO): iron ion binding; oxidoreductase activity, acting on paired donors, with incorporation or reduction of molecular oxygen; heme binding
Source: RefSeq, a predicted model, not a curated record